This is a messenger RNA of Oncorhynchus masou masou (cherry salmon), 6878 nucleotides long. RefSeq names its product AP2-associated protein kinase 1-like. The transcript has 21 exons. Gene Ontology annotation, biological process: protein phosphorylation. Gene Ontology annotation, molecular function: ATP binding; protein kinase activity. The coding region runs from base 861 to 4298 and encodes 1145 amino acids. The record is from RefSeq and is a predicted model, not a curated record. Lineage: Eukaryota; Metazoa; Chordata; Actinopteri; Salmoniformes; Salmonidae.
CCGACUACAAUUCCCUGGUCUCAUUUAGGUCAACGUCACUCAGAUUAGUGUAUUUAUUUUUAUUUUCAAAAUUUAGCAUAGUACACGGUCAUUCGCGACGAAGAACCAAGUAAAAAUAGAAAGAUUUUCUCAGAUUUUUCGAAGGUGCAAAUAUUAUCUACGAUGUCACUUGCCUGAUCUAAAGCCCUACCGAAUCUAACUGACAGUAGCGCCGAUCUGCACAUUUUGUCAUCGACGUUGCGCCCAGGCAGAUCAGUUGUUGUCCACGGGAGUAAAGCUGGCUAUGAAUUAGUAGCUACUGGGACACCAACGUAGCUAACGUUGGUCAGCUAAUUAGCCAAUGCUCGAAGAGAAAGCAGGGAGUAUUCAGGAGUCUACACCAAGAGCUCUGGUGAAACGGGUGAAAUAGCUAGCUAAAUGCCUUUACGCUGAAAAUGGGUGAUGACGUUUGUAAAUAACUAGAAGAAUAGAGUAGCUAGCUAGCUUAGCAGUUUGCCAACACAACUGUCAAAGCCAGCUAAAUAGGGAUUUAUCUGCUACCACUAGCUAACUGAUUGUCCAUUGCUAAUGUUAUAGCAAUAACCGUAGUUAAUAGCUAGCCCGUGUCAACGCAUAUGCCGAUAGUGAGUUAGCUAGUUGGCUAUUUAGCUAGCUAGCUAUUAUGACAGUCGACACCUUGGUAGCUAGCUAGCUAGCGCCUGGAAAUCGAACGAGGGGGCUCUUCAAUAAGAUAGCUAGCUUGUUAACUAACCUAAAUUGGCUACGGUCAUUCAAUUAUCCAAAUCGAAUAGCUAGCUAGGCGUUCUUGUGGAUAGGUAUUGAUUGCAAGCCAAUCGGCACUUGGCUUUCACCACCGGAAAAUGAAGAAGUUCUUCGAUUCACGCCGGGAACUUGCGAGUUCCGGGCCUGGUUCUGGAGCAGGUGGAGGUGGCAUUGGGUCGAGCAGCAGCGGUGGCAGUUUUAUUGGACGGGUUUUCACCAUUGGACGGUAUCAAGUGACCGUUGAUGAAACUGUUGCUGAAGGAGGCUUUGCCAUUGUGUUCCUGGUGCGGACCAACCAGGGGGUGCGCUGUGCUCUGAAGAGGAUGUACGUCAACAACGAGCACGACCUGCAGGUCUGCGAGCUGGAGAUCCAGAUCAUGAGGGACCUCGUGGGCCACAGGAACAUUGUGGGUUUCCUGGACUCCAGUAUAACUGCAGUGGGAGCAGGAGAUGUCUGGGAGGUCCUCAUCCUCAUGGACUUCUGUCGUGGUGGUCAGGUGGUGAACCUGAUGAACCAGCGUCUGCAGUCAGGCUUCACUGAGCCAGAGGUGCUGCAGAUCUUCUGUGACACCUGCGAGGCCGUGGCCCGACUCCACCAGUGCAAGACGCCAAUCAUCCAUCGAGACCUCAAGGUGGAGAAUAUCCUGCUCCAUGACCGGGGACACUAUGUGUUGUGUGACUUUGGCAGUGCCACCAACCGCUUCCAGAACCCUCAGACAGAGGGCGUUCCACUGGUGGAGGAGGAAAUCAAGAAGUACACUACUCUGUCAUAUCGAGCCCCAGAGAUGAUCAACCUCUAUAAUGGCACGGUCAUCACUACAAAGGCAGACAUCUGGGCUAUGGGAUGCCUGCUGUAUAAGCUGUGCUACUUCACCCUGCCGUUUGGGGAGAGCCAGGUGGCCAUCUGUGAUGGCAGCUUCACUAUUCCAGACAACUCCCGCUACUCCCCGGACAUGCACUGCCUCAUCAGAUACAUGCUGGAGCCUGACCCUGAGAAGAGACCAGAUAUCUACCAAGUGUCCCACUUCUCCUUCAGGCUGGCCGGGAUAGAAUGCCCCAUCCGGAACGUUCAUAACUCCCCUAUUCUUACAAAACUCCCCGAACCAAUCAGAGCCAGCGAAGCUGUGGCCAAAAAAAGUCAAUCCAAAGCCAGGCUCACAGACCCUGUCCCUACAAUGGAGACCUCCAUCGCACCCCGUUCACGCCCCAAAGCUGGAGCGACCCAGCCCAUAGGCAUCCUGCCCAUCCAGCCAGCUCUCACCCCACGCAAGAGACCCAACGUGGCUGCAGGAGGGCCCCAGCCCAUAGGUGUUUUAGCCGCCGCCCAGCCUGCUGCUGCUGUCCAAUCAGUUCAGGCCACAUCCCCACUGGCUCAGACCACCUCUUCGCAACCCAUGGCCACGCCCCAGCACCAGCAGGGUCUCUUCAUGAAGCAGCAGGCAGCAGCCUUUUUCAGCCCACAUCAGCAAGUCAACCAGCAUCAGCUGGUGCAGACCCUCUACAAACUGCAGCAGCCUCCCAUGCUGGCCCCCCAGAGCUCUGUGGCUGUGCAGCCCAAAGCUAGCCCUGUUGCUCCUCUGCAGCCACCAGCCGGCCCUGUGCCCCCCUCCCCCCAAACAACAGCUCCCCCUCAGCCUGCAGCCACAGGACCUGCUGCACCUGAUUCCGACUCUGACUGUGACUCUGAGCCCACGCCUCUGGCAUCUGGCCGUGGGCUCCACAAGGUUGGCUCCCUGACGCCCCCCUCCUCCCCAAAGAUGGGCCCCCGGGGUGGCCACAGGCGCAUACUGAGCGAUGUCACCCACAGUGCUGUGUUUGGGGUCCCAGUCAGCAGGUCCACCCAGCUACUGCAGGCGGCUGCAGCCGAGGCCAGCCUCAACAAGUCCAAGUCAGCCAGCACCACCCCCUCUGGCUCCCCCUGCUCCUCCCAGCAGAGUGUGAACCAGCCAGGUGAGGGCGGUGCCCAGACAGCUCCUUUUGCACCGUCUGGCAGCUGGAACCCGUUUGGUGAUGACAACUUUUCCAAGCUCACUGCUGAGGAGCUACUCAACAAGGAUUUUACCAAGCUGGUCGAGACUACAACAGGGGAGAGGGCCAGCCUCUCCACAGAGAACCUCAUUCCAGGUCUGCAGCCUGUCUCUGCUGCUGGUGCUACAGGCAAGGCUUUCCCAGCUGAGAGAUCUGCUGACAUCCUGAGUUUGGAUGCAGGCUCAGAGAUGUUGAGUGGCCCGGACCCCUUUAACACACACUCCCUCUCUGACACCCCAGAGAAGCUGAUUGAGGGACUGAAGUCCCCUGAGACUUGUCUGCUGCUCCCUGACCUUUUGCCCCUGGCUGACCCCUUCAGCAGCUGUGGAGAGGGCAAUAGCAAUGCUGCAGCUAAGGCUGAUAUGUAUGUGGACUCUCUGAUCCUGGGUCUGGACACAGCCUCAGCCAGCCUGCCAGACCCUCUAGCUGUGGAGGACUCUCUGCUGGGCUGCUCUCUGCUGUCUCACACCUCCACCCCUGGGGUUCAAACUGUCUGUGUACCUCCAUCCUCCUGCUCCUCUGCCUCCUGUCUGGAUGAGCUGGCUUCUGUCUCAUUUGGCACUGCCCAAGCACCUGCUGACUCUGCUUACCUCAUGUCGGGCUUCCAGCCACCCGAGGCUGGGGAGAAGGGCACUGAGGACGAGUUUGACCCCAUCCCUGUGCUCAUCUCCAAAAACUCCAACAACCAAGAGCUGAAAGGGGUGAGUAAUGGUUACGCUGUGCUGGAUGAGGGGGGUUCUGAAAUUGAGCUGCCUGGAGAAGGUCACAGAGCAAACGAAGGCUGUAUCCACUCCAGCGAUGAUGAUGAGGAGGAGGAAGACGAGAGAGUGAAGGAGGAGCAGGGCAGGAGGGCCAGUGACGUGGUUCAUGUGGUUCAUGACUGCAUUGGCUCCAGACCUUUGCUGCUGGAUUCAGAUGAAGAGGAGGAGCAGGGGUCUGAAUUACUCCUCCCAUCCUCCCAGCCAUCCCUAUCACACCCACAACUCUCCACUUCCUCCCACCAACCUACCCCAUCCCUCUGUGCCCCAUCCCUGAAUCAUUCCCACCAGAUGCCACAGCAAGCCAGGGUGGUUGAAGUUGUCCCUGUUGUCUUCUUCAAAUCCCCCUUCAGGAUUGAACAAGAGGAGGCAGGCGACGUGUUCGCAAAUGCCCCCUUCCAACGUCCCCCUGUUGUGGCUCAACAGCAUCCAGACGUCUUCCUGCAGGCCCCCUUUGUGAAGCCCAAGACCCAUAACCUUCACCCAGCUGUGGUUCACCCUGUGGCCCCUGAACCAGCCCUCUUGAGCCAGGUGGCCACACAACCUUUCCGCCCACAGGCCCUGGCCAAGUACUCCCGACACUUUGAGGGCCCCUUGCCUCACCAACCUGUGACAGCUCAGAGGGUGGUAUCCAAUGUGAGCAGGCAAGCUGCUGUGGGCCCCUUACACUCCUGGACUUCAGAGGUGAACUCAGUAGACCCCUUUGUCUCUGCGCCCUUUCACAUCAAGGCCCCACAAGAAAAGCCCUGAAAGAUCCCAUCCUUCCCUACAGGGAAGCGGAGCCAACAUUGGAGCCCACACCUGUGCACACUACACUAAGGCAUACACACUGCAUGCUGUCACCUGCACCGGGGCUGGACUGCAAGGCAGCAUAGAACUCUUAAGAUCUUGUCCUUACAAACUUCGAUCAUUCUAGAUAUUGAGCAAGGUCAUCAAUGUGUUUUUUUGCUACAGCAGAAUUGAGGUGGGUCCUCAUUUAUAAAUGCUGUGUAUACACAAAAUAUGCCCCAAAACAUGCAUGCAGCAGUUUAAGCAAAAGUUGUCAUUUAUAAAAACUGAACUUGACGUGAGAAUGUGAUUAUCCUGCCUCCAUGCGUAUGCAGUUUCAAGUGGUUGAAUUUUUGCAAUGCAAUUAAGGGAAAAGUAGCAUAGUAGCCUUGUGCAUGAAUACAGUGGCCUUCAGAAAGUAUUCAUACCCCUUGACUUAUUCCACAUUUAGUGAAUUAUGUGAAGCCUGAAUUCUAAAAUGGAUGUUUACCCAUCUACACACAAUAACCUAUGACAGUGAAAACAUGUUUAUAGAAAUGUUGGUUAUUUAUUGAAAAUUAAAUAUAGAAAUCUCAUUUACAUAAGUAUUCACACCCCUGAGUCAAUACAUGUUAUAAUCACCUUUGGCAGUGAUUACAGCUGUGAGUCUUUAUUGGUAAGUCGUAACUAGGCCACUCGGGAACAUUCAGUGUUGUCUUGGCCUUCUGAAAGGUGAAUUUGUCUGUUGGAAAGCAGACUGAGUCAGGUUUUCCUCUAGGAUUUUGCCUGCGCUUACCUCUAGUAUAUUUUUAUUCCCCAAAACUCCCUAGUCCUUGCCAAUGACGAGCAUACCCAUCAUGAUGCAGCCACCACCAUGCUUGAAAAUAUAGUCAUACUCAGAUGUGUUGUGUUGGAUUUUCCUCAAAUAUAACGCUUUGUAUUCAGGAUAUAAAGUAAAUUUUCUUUGCCAUAUUUUUGGCAGUUUCUUGCAAACAGGAUGCAUGUUUUGGAAUAUUUUUAUUCUGUACAGGCUUUUGUCAUUUAGGUUAGUCUUGUGGAGUAACUACAAUGUUGAUCCACCAUGCUCAAAGGGAUAUUCAAUGCUUGUUUAUUUUUACCCAUCUACCAAUUGGUGCCUUGCUUUGCGAGGGAUUUUAAAACCUCCCUGAUCUUUGUGGUUGAAUAUGUGUUUGAAAUUCACUGCUCAACUGAGGGACUUUACACUUAUCUGUAUGUGUAGUGUACAGAGAUGAGAUGGUCACUAAAACAAAUCCUGUUAAACUAUUGCACAGUGUGAGUCCAUGGAACUUGUGACUUGAGACUAUUUUAUUUAGGUUGCCAUAAAAGAGAUGACUCAAGACAUUUCAGCUUUUCAUUUUUUUAUUAAUUUGUUAACAUUUCUAAAAACAUAAUUCAACUUUCACAUUAUGGGGUAUUGUGUGUAGCCCAGUGAGACAAUCUCAAUUUAAUUAAUUUUAAAUUCAGGCUGUAAAAUAAAAUGGCCAAAUGUGGAAAAAUUCAAGGGGUGUGAAUUCUGAAGCCACUGUAUAUAAUAAUAAUCAAAUUAAUAACAAAAACAGGUUGCUAAAUAUAACAAGAUACAGUAAUUUGUCAUUAGUGAGAUGAGCAAAGAUCUAUUUUCUUUGCAUUCUAAAAUAUUAGAAAAGUAAUUUUUCAUUUCCAUGAUAAUUUCAUAAUUAAUUCCUCACCUUUUCUGACUAACGGCUUCAUAUUCACAAAAUUGCCUAUAGGCCUAAAGCAAGUUAUUAUAGGCUACAAUUUAUCCCAUUUCUCAAUUAAUUAAACCCACUUUACAAUAGUAAAUAGAUUAGCUAUUUCAAGUAUUUUGCUCUAUGCAAUCCGGCGUGAAGCUCAGUUUAACGGUAGAAGAGACGGUUCCUUUUCCAUUAACGUUUGUAGGCUACCUCUGAAUACUGUGCUGUCAAAUUUCUCGGGUAGACAAAAUUUCAUUUAUAAACAUGCAUACACCGAGCACACACAACAUUAAGAACACCUUCCUAAUAUUGAGUUGCACCCCCCUUUUUGCCCUCAGAACAGCCUCAUUUCGUCAGGGCAUGGUCUCUACAAGGUGUCAAGCAUUCCACAAGAAUGCUUCCCACAGUUGUCAAGUUGGCUGGAUGUCAUUUGGGUGGUGGACCAUUCAUGAUACACACGGGAAACUUGAGUGUGAAACACAGAAGCGUUGCAGUUCUUGACACAUUGGUGCGCCUGGGCUGGCACCUACUACCAUACCCCGUUAAGAGGCAUUUAACUCUUUUGUCUUGCCCAUUCACCCUCUGAAUGGCACACAUACAAACCAUGUCUCAAAUCCAUUUUAACGUGUCUCCUCCCCUUCAGCUACACUGAUUGAAGUAAAUGUAAUAAGUGACAUCAAUAAGUGAUCAUAGCUUUUACCUGAAAUUCACCUGAUCAGUCUGUCAUGGAAAGAGCAGGUGUUGUUAAUGUUUUGUACACUCGGUGUAUAGGCUUAUCAUAAUCAUUGCCAAAUACAUUCCUUACCUUUUCUGUCCAAGUUGAGUUCAUAUUUCUGACACAACCAUACAAUAAAUGCAUUUAAACACA